Spirodela intermedia is the source of this 1040-nucleotide messenger RNA. Lineage: Eukaryota; Viridiplantae; Streptophyta; Magnoliopsida; Alismatales; Araceae. The record is from the annotation of a GenBank genome assembly.
AUGGCGAAUGAGAAAGUUAAUGCGAGUGUCCCUCUUUCUGCAGUGAAGAGCCCAGACCUCAAGGUCAGACAGAGGCUGAAGAGCGACCGGGUGAAGGCCAUAUGGGACGACAAGAAGCACGCGGUGUUUGUGAGGAUCUGCUUGGAUCAGAUGCGGGCAGGCAACAAGCCCCACAAGACCCUGAACAAGCUGGGCUACAUGAAUCUGGAGAGAGAGUUCUACAAGCAGACGGGAUUUUACUACUUCAAGGACCAGCUGAAGAACCACUGGGACAGCACGAGGAGGGACUGGCAGGCGUGGACUGCGCUGAGGAACCAGGCGGGGGUCGGAUGGGAUGAUGCCAAGGGGACUUAUUCUCAGACGGAGGAUUGGUGGGCGAGCUUUGCCAAGGUUUGUACUACCAGUGAUGCUGCAGUCGUCAUGUCCUCCUCUUCGCUGUCAGUGAUCGCCAUCUCUUCCUUGCCUGCUCGCAGAGGUUCCCCGGUGGUGACAAGUUCGCUCACCACCCCCUGGACCACGCCGAGGAACUGGACCUCCUGUUCGGGGAAGGCUCCGGCCGGUCUGACGGUAUCGCCCAGUCGCCGCCAUCGUCUGAUGCCACCCCGUCUGCCGCCACCAGGGAUUCACAGUCCGAUCCCGCCCCGGAGAGCCACGGUGAGGCUGAGGAGCCUGACGGGCUCAUUGUUGUCCGGCAGAACUCCGCGCGGGUGGAGGAGUCUGGGGAGACGGCCGGGCGGCCGGAGAAGCGCCCGCGGCCAUCCGACGGCACCAAGUGGGAGGCCUGCAUGAAGCAGGUCUGCGACAUCCUCCUGGGCGGGUCGAAGCUGCUGGCCUCCUCACCGGCCGAUGACCCGGCUUCCAUUGCAAACGCCAUGGCCCUCCUCAAUGGAACCUAUGGAGUGGAGAGGAACUCCGAGGAGUGGCUGUUUGCUGUCUCAAAGCUCCGAAAUGAGUCCGUCCGGCAGCUGUUCCUGGCGCUGGGAGAUGCAGAGAGCCGGGCGGCUUGGAUCAAGAGGGAGUAUAGGCUGGCCCAUGGGUAG